Leptopilina boulardi is the source of this 1429-nucleotide messenger RNA. Its product is annotated as THUMP domain-containing protein 1 homolog. The record is from RefSeq and is a predicted model, not a curated record. Lineage: Eukaryota; Metazoa; Arthropoda; Insecta; Hymenoptera; Figitidae. The transcript has 5 exons. The coding region runs from base 122 to 1144 and encodes 340 amino acids. Gene Ontology annotation, molecular function: RNA binding. Gene Ontology annotation, biological process: tRNA modification.
UAGAAAGCAGAAGACAAAACAAUAGGUUAAUUUUAACUGCGUGUUUUUUUUAUAUAUAAAAAACGUUUUUUGAUUAAAAAGUUUUGACUGAAAACAUAUAUCAUUUGAAAUUAUUGAUACUAUGGAUUCAAAUAAGAGAAAAACAAACUGGUACAGUAAUAAUUAUAAAAAACGAAAACAAUUUUCAUUUGAACCCGGUAUGAAGGGAUUCUUGUGCACGUGCAAUUUUCGAGAAAAAGACUGCAUUCGUGAUGUUUAUAAAUUGUUAAAUGAAUAUUCUGAUAAGCUUAAUGGCAUAGAAAAAUGUCAGAAUGAUAAUGAAACAAAUUCUCAAGAAGAUGAUGAUAUUUCAACUGCUUUAAGUAAAGAAAUUGAUGAACUUCAAGCUGAUGCAAAAAAAGGAUCGAAAAAAAAAUUUCAAGUAAUAGAAACUGGAGUAAAAAAUGUUCUUUUUAUUCAAACAACAGUUUCUGAUCCAUUAACAUUGGCAAUGAGUAUUAUAAAAGAUGUAUAUGAGACUAAACAGCAACGUUCCAGAUUUUUAUUAAGAUUAGUACCCGUAGAAAUUGUAACUAAAGCAUUUAUGGAUGAUUUAAGAUCUAAAGCUGAUGCAGUUUUGGAAAAAUACUUUUCACAAGAACCAAAGACUUUUAGUAUUGUAUUUAAUCGACACAGUAAUAGUAAUAUCCAAAGAAGUGAAGUUAUUGAGGAUUUGGCUGCUAUAAUUACAAAAAAGAAUCCAGGAAACAAAGCUGAUUUAAAGAAUCCUGAAAUAGCUGUGAUUGUUGAAGCAAUACGUGGUUUUUGUCUUAUUUCUGUAGCUCCUAAUUAUAUGUCAUACAAGAAAUAUAAUUUAUUAGAAAUGUGCAAUCCAACACAACAAAAAAGUAACGAAAAGAAUUCUGAAAAUUCUACCGAAGCAAUUGAUGUUAAAAAUGAUACUGCAAUUGUUGAUAUAGAAUCUGGUGUUGAUGCAAAAAAUGAUGCAGUUGAUUUAAAAAAUGACAGCGAGAUUGAUUCAAAAAUUGAUGAUGCGGUUGAUGAAAAAAUAAAUGAUACAAAAAUGGAUGAUAAAAUUGAAGCAAAAAUGGGUGAUGCAGAAAAUGCAAAAGUGGAUAUAAUUCCUGAAAAAAUGGAUCAAUAAAAAAAAAAGGAAAAGUGUCUAAAAAUUUGUUUAUUUGAUUAACUUUUCUGUAUUUUGUUUUUUUUUUUACUACAAAAAACUAAUUUUCUUUUCUAUUAAUAAUCGUUUAUAAUUUCUAUAUAUUAAAAUACAGUUGUAUUAAAAUACAACAGAAAUAUUUCUAUAAUACAAGUUGUAAAAUAGAAUAUGCAAUUUAUAUGUUAAAAAAAAUUGUACCAAUUUCAUAAUUUUUUUUUCAUCAUUCUGAUAAGUUUUGCUUUAUAAAAUAAAUGUUCUAUUUUUCUA